AUGAACUUAUACUUGCAUAAAGAGAUAUCAGACGAUCUAUACAGCAAGUCUAAUAGCAGCGCUCAAAAGAAGAACAACAGUAACAACAACAGUAACAAUAACAACAAAGAUAACAAUAACAAAGACAACAACAUGCAAGAAAUCGUAGUUGCAUCACCAAGUCAGGACUAUGACACAAUGCCAUUGCAUCUGUUCAACAAUGCUGCUAGCAUAACAAAGGUCGACCUGAGCUACAACAAUAUAACGCGCAUUGAGAACAUUGAAAGCCUCACAAAGCUGACGUCACUGGUACUGGACAACAAUCAGGUUGGCAACUCCAACUCGUUCCCAUAUCUACCAACACUGAAAACACUAUCAUUGAACAACAACAAUAUCGAUGACCUCAAGGCAUUCAUCGAAUCGAUCAAAGACAAAUUCCCCAACCUGACACAUCUCAGCUUGCUCAAGAACCCUGCCUGUCCAAACUAUUACUUCACCGGAACCGAUUUCGGAGACUACCAGAAAUAUAGAUACUACAUACUUUCCAAUUUGAAGCACUUAAAGUUCCUGGACUUUACAGAGGCAACAGUAGAGGAGAAGAAGGAGGCAGCUCGUUUGGGUCACUACUCUCUUACUGCCAGACCAACAGCACAAGAUAUUGUAAAGGAUGAGGAUGAGGAUGAUCAGGAUAACUUUAGAGCAUUGCCACAGGAGCUGACUGAGGAGGGCAAGGGAAAGGCCGGAUUCUCUGUCAGCAAUUACGUAUAUUAUGGAAGACAAUCAGAGGGAAACAGAUUCAUCAUGAACGACGACCUAUAG
Molecule: messenger RNA, 798 nt
Organism: Acytostelium subglobosum LB1
Lineage: Eukaryota; Evosea; Eumycetozoa; Acytosteliales; Acytosteliaceae
Exons: 6
Coding region: 1-798 (265 amino acids)
Biological process (GO): melanocyte differentiation
Molecular function (GO): protein binding
Source: RefSeq, a predicted model, not a curated record